This is a messenger RNA of Hippoglossus stenolepis (Pacific halibut), 3107 nucleotides long. It is a transcript of the gene large1, whose product is annotated as LARGE xylosyl- and glucuronyltransferase 1. Gene Ontology annotation, molecular function: xylosyltransferase activity; glucuronosyltransferase activity. Bases 757 to 3024 code for a protein of 755 amino acids. NCBI's taxonomy places the organism in Eukaryota, Metazoa, Chordata, Actinopteri, Pleuronectiformes, Pleuronectidae. Gene Ontology annotation, biological process: protein O-linked glycosylation via mannose. The record is from RefSeq and is a predicted model, not a curated record. The transcript has 15 exons.
CCGGUGAACGAUCCGCUCCUCGUUCUCCUCCCUCCCACCGCCCCUGAGCGCCGCGCCGUGAUUGGCCGCUUGUCAGGAAGAAAGAGCUGCUGUGUUGAGGCCGAGCUCUCAGACACAGGCAGGACCCGGGCUGAUGGAGGAAAACCACCGCGGAGGCGAUGCACACUUUCACCCCCUGCGCGCUCCUAACGCGUUUUGAGUAGCCGAGCGUCAGUGGCAGCACAGACCGAGUGUCCGUGCUCCUGCCGCCGAGGCCUCUGUGUGUGUGUGUGUCCCCCCCCUCCCCACUCCCCUCCCCGGGCUGCGUGUCGCCUGCCUUGCUUGACCCGCUGGAUCUGCUCCGUGGCGACGCAGCCACACAACACAUCGAGGGAUUUGAGUGUUUCCAAGCCGCCCGGAGGAGACGCGCCGGGGCCCGGCUUGUUGCUGCCGGUAGCCGCCGCUAACUGCCGGGGCUCGUAAACAACCAGACAGCGCUCCAACUCCACGGAAGAAGUCCGCGGCGGAGCUCCGUCUGGUUUUGCGCAUGAGGAGCCGCUUACACGACCGAGCCGCACGCAGCUGGUGUCCGCGUGAAAGAGCCGCUCCUGGGUUGCGCGAGCGCGGAUUUAUUUUGACCGGAGCAUCGGACCGGCAGCAGUUUUGAAGCCCCCCCCCCCACACCCCCCGCAUCAGUGCCAUGAAUCAGCCUGGACAACAGCUGCUACCCACAUAGAGGUCACUUCACCUCUCUUUCCAUUUGCUUUGGUCCAGAGGAUGCUGGUAAUGUGUCGCGGGCGCAGGAAGUUCCUGGCGGCCUCCCUUGCCCUGGUCUUCAUCCCAACACUCACCUGGCUUUACCUGUCCGUUGGGAGCUUUCAAGUGAAGCCCCUCCCUCUUUCCCCACUGGAACUCCAGUCAUCGACGGCCGUGGGCGGAGCGGGCGAGCGGCAGGCCCUGGAGCUGCGGGUGCGGGCGGUGGAGGAGGAGAACCGGGCUCUGCGCCGGGAGCUCAGCCAGCCGCCGAGGAGCCCGCCAGCGCGCCUCCCAAACGGCAGUCACCGUGGCAACCAGAGCCGUGCCCACUCAGAGGAGGGCACCGGCGACAAUGAGGGCCAGAAAGCGGCAGCGGUGGGGAACAGUUCCGACUGCGUGCAGCAGCCGGUUGUGGAUAAAUGUGAGACCAUCCACGUGGCCAUCGUGUGCGCAGGUUACAAUGCGAGUCGAGACGUGGUGACACUGGUCAAAUCCGUCCUUUUCCACAGGCGGAACCCUCUACAUUUCCAUUUCAUCACAGACUCCAUUGCUCAGCAGAUCCUGUCCUCUCUGUUCCACACCUGGAUGGUUCCUGCCGUCAGGGUUGAUUUCUACGACGCAGAUGAGUUGAAGAGUGAGGUGUCAUGGAUCCCGAACAAACACUACUCUGGGAUCUACGGCCUGAUGAAGCUCGUGCUCACCAAGACGCUGCCGUCCGACCUGCAGAGGGUCAUUGUUCUGGACACAGACAUUACCUUUGCCACUGAUAUCGCUGAACUCUGGGCUGUGUUUCACAAGUUCAAAGGUCAGCAGGUUCUGGGUCUGGUGGAGAACCAGAGUGACUGGUACCUUGGGAACCUGUGGAAGAACCAUCGGCCCUGGCCGGCUCUGGGCAGAGGCUUCAACACCGGGGUGAUUUUGCUUCUCCUGGAUCGGCUACGGAAGCUCAGAUGGGAGCAGAUGUGGAGGCUGACUGCAGAGAGAGAACUAAUGAGCAUGCUAUCCACCUCGCUGGCAGACCAGGACAUCUUCAACGCUGUGAUCAAACAGAACCCGUUCCUGGUUCACCAGCUGCCGUGCUUCUGGAACGUGCAGCUGUCCGAUCACACGCGCUCUGAGAAGUGCUACAAGGAUGUUUCAGACCUGAAGGUGAUCCACUGGAACUCCCCCAAGAAGCUGCGGGUAAAGAACAAGCACGUUGAGUUUUUCCGGAACCUGUAUCUGACCUUUCUGGAGUACGAUGGCAACCUGCUACGGCGAGAGCUGUUCGGCUGUCCCAGCGAGGCCGACCACAACAGUGAGAACCUCCAGAAGACUCUGUCCGAGCUGGACGAAGACGAUCCUUGCUACGAGUUUCGGCGAGAGCGAUUCACCGUCCACCGAACCCACCUGUACUUCCUCCACUAUGAGUACGAACCCAGCUCUGACAAUACUGACGUCACUCUAGUCGCUCAGCUCUCCAUGGACAGGCUCCAGAUGUUGGAGGCCAUCUGUAAGCACUGGGAAGGCCCCAUCAGCCUGGCCCUGUACCUGUCCGAUGCCGAGGCCCAGCAGUUCCUGCGUUACGCUCAGGGCUCCGAAGUGCUGAUGAGCCGAGGGAACGUGGGUUACCACAUCGUCUACAAAGAGGGACAGUUCUACCCAGUCAACCUCCUGCGGAACGUGGCCAUGCGGCAGGUCAACACACCCUACAUGUUCCUUUCAGACAUCGACUUCCUACCCAUGUAUGGCCUCUACGAAUAUCUCAGGAAGUCAGUGGUGCAGCUCGACAUGGCCAACAACAAGAAAGCUCUGGUGGUUCCAGCCUUUGAGACGCUGCGAUAUCGCCUGUCCUACCCCAAAUCUAAAGCUGAGCUGCUCUCUCAGCUCGACAUGGGUACACUCUUCACCUUCAGGUAUCAUGUGUGGACCAAAGGCCACGCACCGACUAACUUUGCCAAAUGGCGGACUGCCACCACGCCCUACAGGGUGCAGUGGGAGGCAGACUUCGAGCCCUACGUAAUGGUGAGGCGGGACAGUCCCGAGUACGACCGCCGCUUUGUGGGCUUCGGCUGGAACAAGGUGGCUCACAUCAUGGAAUUGGAUGCGCAGGAGUACGAGUUCGUGGUUCUGCCCAAUGCUUACAUGAUCCACAUGCCUCACGCGCCCAGCUUCGACAUCACCAAGUUCCGCUCCAACAAGCAGUACCGGGUCUGUCUCAAGACCCUGAAGGAGGAGUUCCAGCAGAACAUGUCGCGGCGCUACGGCUUCGCCGCCCUUAAGUACAUGACGGCCGAGAACAACAGCUAGCCACCGCUGCUGACCCUCGCACCCCCGGUGAACUGCUGAACACACUCCAGAGCCUGGGGGUGUGGUGGAGGGAAUGGGGUGUU